This is a messenger RNA of Spirodela intermedia, 5794 nucleotides long. The record is from the annotation of a GenBank genome assembly. NCBI's taxonomy places the organism in Eukaryota, Viridiplantae, Streptophyta, Magnoliopsida, Alismatales, Araceae.
AUGACAAUACAACAUCCAUUUUCAAAAGAUAUUAUUGACUCAUUGAUAGAGUAUUAUCAUCAGAAGAAGUAUGUUGGUGAAGCUCGUAGUGAAAGUUUAUAUGUGAAGGGUGGAAGAGAAUGUGAAAGUUUGAAAGAGAAAGGAUCAUUAGGAGAUGAGAAGAGCCAAUUCAAGUCAUAGACAAAUUUGUUAGAAAACUAAAUUUAUCACAAUUGUCAUGAGAAGGGACACUUGCGAAGAGAUUAUCUAAAGAACUAAAGUGAUAAAACAAUAAAAGGUGAAUCUAGUUCAGCUAAUGUUGUGAAGGUUGAGGACAGAGAAGACAGUGAAAUCUAUUCUGAACUUGUUGUAGUUGAAGAAUUGUCGUAUAUAUGAAUUAUUGAUAUCGGUUGUUCUUAUCAUAUGUGUCCUAAUGUUGAUUGGUUUGACUCAUAUAGAAAUUAUUUUUAUGAGAAAUAAUACAGCUUGCAAAGUUGUAUGCAUUGAUUUGGUGAAGGUUUAGAUAGUAGACAGAGUGGUUUGAGAACUUGAAAAUAUUCAUCAUGUUCUAAUAUUGCAUCAAAAUUUGAUUUCACUUAGAGUAUUGGAGGCAAAUGAAUGUUGCUUCAAAGAAGAGAAUGAGAUCCUCAAGAUUAUAAAGAGAUUGCUUAUUGUGAUAAAGGGAAGACGUCAACAAAUGAAUAUUUAUAAACUUACAACAAGUAUUGUUAUAGGUGGAGCUUAUAUUACAACACCGGAUGAUUCCAUGAUUAAUGACACACUUUUAUGACAUUUGCAAUUGAGUCAUAUGAGUGAGAUAGAUAUGUAGAAAUUAAAUACAUGAGAACUAUUACCUAGUGUAAGAACUUACAAAUUCAAAUUUUUAUAAGUACUAUAUUAUGAGAAAAUAAUGUAGAGUGACAUUCAAGAUAGUAAAACAUGAUAUAGGUGGUGUACUAAAUUAUGUUCAUUCAGAUAUGUGUGAUCCGAUUGAUGGGACGUUGAUAGAUGAUGCUCGAUAUUUUUUGACCUUUGUUGAUGAUUUUUUUAAGAAAGUCUUAGUAUUUUUCUUGAAGCACAAGUUUGUAGUAUUUGCAAAGUUCAAGACUUAGUAUAUAAAGGUAGAGAAUCAGAUAGGGAGGAAGAUCAAAGUCUUACGAACUCACAAUAGGACAAAAUUUAAGAAUUUUGAAUUUGAUCAAUUUUGUGAUGAGCAUGAUAUUCAAUGUCAUUAUACGGUGAAGAAGACUUUGUAGCAAAAUAGUGUUGCUGAACGGAUGAAUCGCAUGAUUACUGAGAGAGCAUAGUAUUUACAAUUGAAUGCCGACUUACUCAAAGAAUUUUUAGGCGGAAGUUAUGAGUAUGACAUCUUUUUUGGUGAAUAAAACACCAAAUUCUGCUCUUUAUGGGAAAGUUCUUAAAGAGGUAUGGAUUAGAAAUCUUGUUGACUAUUUAAAUGUGCAUAUAUUUAGAUGUUCAGGAUAUGUUCUUACACAUGCUGAUGAGAGAUUGAAGUUAGAUCCAAAGUCGAAGAAUGUAUCUUCUUGGGCUACAACACUAACAUGAAGUGAAGAGAUAUUGAUUUUGGGAUUUAGAGACGAAUAAAAUUAUUUUCAGUAGGGAUAUGAUUUUUGAUGAAGAUCACAUGUUGAAGUCUUUUUUUACAAAACAGAAGGUUCAAAAAUCUAAUGAUAUUUGAGUUGUUAACAAAGGUUAAAGGUAGAGAUUGUGCAAAGUUUUCCUAAUUUUGUUGUGAGUGAAGAUCGAGUUGUAAAAUCAUCAUAUGUUCUUGAUUAUAUUAGUACUAAAUAGAGUAGACAUGAUGUAAGGCUUCCUACUUGUCUUGAUGAUUAUGUUACCUUUGUAUUAUUUGUAAGAGAUGGUGAGCCCACAAUUUUUCAAAAGGUAAUUAGUUGUCUUAAAAAGGAAAAGUGGAUGCAAGCGAUGUCGGAGAAACAAGCAUCUUAGACAAGAACCACACUUAAGAAUUAGUAGAUCUUCUUGCAUGAAAGCGAGUUAUUAGGGUAUAAAUAGAUGUAUAAGAAAAAGUCACUAAUGAUUGAUGGUAAUCAAUCACAAUACAAGACAAAGUUUAUUGUAAAAGACUUUAUAUAAGUAGAGAAUUGAUUAUAUAAAGAUCUUUUCAUCUGUUGUGAAAUACAUGUCUAUUCGUUGUUAACCAUUAUCGUACAUGAAGAUAUAAAACUUGAGUAGUUAGAUGUGAAGACGGCAUUCCUUCAUAGAGAUUCUGAGGAGAUUAUUUACAUGCAAUAGUUAGAGGAUUUCAUUGUGUAGGGGUCAGAAUAUCUUGUUUGUCAACUAAAAAAAUCUUUUUAUAAGUUGAAACAGACAUUAAGACAAUAGUAUAAGAAGUUUGACUCUUAUAUGUUGAAGAUUGAGUAAUAUAUGAGUUGCAAUUUUGACUAUUAUAUUUAUAUGAAGAUAUGUGAUAAUAGUGUUUGUUUAGUUGAGUUUCUCAAAGAAUUAAUUGAAAUUUGCUUCAAAUUAGUUAAGAUCCAUGUUGUUAUAAUAUCUUUGCCAUUAAGCUCGCAAAGAAUUCAGUCUUCCACAAUCGAUCAAAGCACAUAAAGAUUCGUUACCACUAUGUGCAGAGUUGUGAUGAAGAUGGUAAAGUUGAAGUUGUUUAUGUGCCUACUAAUAAACAGUGAGCAGACAUUCUCACAAAGACUCUUGGAAGGGUUAAAUUUUUGAGUUUUUGGGAGCUAAUUGGAGUGAAGGACAUGACGGAACAGCAUCGAGCUUAAGGAGGAGAAUGUUGGAAUUAAUCUUGACGUUGUGAUCUUCGCAAUCAAUCAAGUCAGCCCCGCCUCAAUUCAUGUGUUAUUUUUGAAUUCCUUGUAUUUCUCUUUCCUUUGAAUGAUUCAAUUACAGCCGUCCGUUAUGAAGUUAUAACGACUGUGAUUGCGUCUGAAUGGUAGCGCUUGCAGUAACUGCCUUAACGGCGUUACUGUACAAGGUGUUCGACCUAGUCCUAUAAGAGAAUCAGUUUGAUGACUGAUUUCUUAUGCUAAUUGUUUUUUCAAAUUUAGUUUAAUUGUUCUCGGCGUUCUGCUGUUUCUCCAUUCUUCUUGGGUUCUUGAGUUCUAAAGAAGAGUCGUAAAGUUAGAUUCUUCAGUCUUUCUUCAACCACGUCGUGUAGGAGGCACUGGACCGGGUCAUAAGGAACCGCACCACCGUCAUCGUCGCCCACCGCCUCCGCACCGUCAGGAACGCCGACAACAUCGUCAUCGUCCAACGGGGGCGCAUCGUCGAGCAAGGCACGCCGUCGUCUUCUGCAAUACCUGCAAGGACCGGAUUUCACCGUCGACAGUGCCGGAGUCUGACGUAGGGUCGCACGAGGAGCUACUCAAGGACCCGGAGGGAGCCUACUGCAUGCUCAUCCGCCCGCAGGAGGAGGAGAAGGGGGAGUCGCACGCUGAUCAGAGGAGCAGGUCGUCGAUGGAGAUCCGCCGCAGUCGAGCCAGAUCCGAUGCUCCAUCAGCCUGGUAUCCUCGAGGGGAAACAGCAGCCGCCACUCGUUCUCGGUGCCCUUUGUCGUGCCGGUGGGGCUCGGCAUCUACGACGGUGAGGCGGCUCCCAGGGAGGAGGAGGCGCCGGAGGAGCUCCACGGCGAGCCGUCGUCGGCCGCCCCCUCGCCGCCAUCCGUCUCCCGCCUCGCCGCCAUGAACAAGCCGGAGAUUCCGGUACUGCUGCUGGGGGCGAUCUCCGCGGCGGUGGCCGGCGUCAUCAUGCCGGUGUUCGGGCUAGUGCUGUCCAGAACAAUCGAGACGUUGUACAAGCCGGCGGGCGAUCUGAAGAAGGGCACGAGGUUCUUCGCUCUGAUCUUCACCGUCCUCGGGUUGGUCUCCUUGGUGUCCCUCCCGGCGAUGUCCUACUUCUUCGCGUUGGCGGCGGCCUGGCUGAUCAAGAGGAUCAGGAUGAAAACCUUCGAAAAGGUGGUCAACAUGGAGGUGGCCUGGUUCGACGAGGAGGCAAACUCGAGCGGUGCGCCCGGCGCGAGGCUCUCGGUGGACGCCGCAGCGAUCCGAAGCCUCGUGGGCGACGCGCUCGCCACGGUGGUGCAGAACUUGGCGACCAUGCUGGCCGGCCUGAUCAUCGCCUUCAUGGCUAGCUGGUAGCUCUCCCUCAUCGUCCUCGGCUUGCUGCCGCCCAUCGGUCUCAACAGCUGGGUUCAGAUGAUGUUCAUCAAGGGUUUCGGUGCUGAUUCAAGGGUAAUCUUGAUCAUCAUCAUCAUCAUCAUCAUCAUCAUCAUCAUCAUCAUCAUUUUCUUGUUCUUACGAGUUGAUCGUCAUCUUCCUUUUCUUCUGCCAGAUGACGUACGAGACGGGGAGCCAGAUGGCGAAAGACGCCGUGGGGAGCAUACGGACGCUGGCUACGUUCUCUGCGGAGGAGAAGGUGAUGGAGCUCUACAGGAAGAAGUGCGAGGUUCCGCUGAAUGCAGGGAUCCGGCAGGGCCUGAUUUCCGGCAAUGGCUUCGGGAUCUCCUUCUUCCUCCUCUUCAGCGCAUACGCCAGCAUCCUCUACGCCGGCGCCAAGUUCGUCGAGGACGGCAGCAUCACCUUCUCGGGCGUCUUCCGGGUGACCACCGAUCUCAGCGGCGCCGCCGCCGAGCUUGAGGACCUGGGCCAGUUAUCUGACAAGAUCUUUUCUUUCUUACACUGGAUGCGGCAGGUGUUCCUCGCCCUGGCCUUCGCGGGGAUCGGGUUCUCGCAAUCGAGCGGCAUGGCUCCCGACUCGAGCAAGGCGAGGUCGGCCACCGCCUCCGUCUUCGGCAUUCUCGACCGCAAGUCCAAGAUCGACCCCAGCGAUCUCUCUGGGAAGACGCUGGACGUGGAGGGGAAGAUCCAGUUCCGGCAUGUCAGCUUCUGGUACCCCACGAGGCCCGAGGUUCAGAUCUUCCAGGAUCUCUGCCUGACCAUCCACGCCGGCACGGUACGCCCGCCUCAUUAAUCUUAACCUCAGGAAGAAGUGGAGCUCUCCUCGUUUCGACCGUCAUAUUUGAGGUGGUGAUUCUCUUCUCUUCGGCCUGCGCAGACGGUGGCGCUGGUGGGGGAGAGCGGCUGCGGGAAGUCCACGGCGAUCGCGCUGCUGCAGAGGUUUUACGACCCCCACGCGAGGCAGAUCCUCCUGGACGGAGAGGACAUUCGGAGCUUCCAGCUGCGGUGGUUUCGGCAGCAGAUGGGCUCGGUAAGCCAGGAGCCCGUCCUCUUAAACGACUCCAUCCGCGCCAACAUCGCCUACGGCAAGGACGACGGCGCCUCCGAGGCGGAGAUCAUCGCCGCCGCCGAGGCCGCCAACGCUCACAGGUUCAUCAGCAGCCUCCAGCAGGUGGGUCCCUGCCCCCAUCCUCCUCUUCCUCCACCGUCUCUGUUGGAAGGGCUGCUGCCUUCCUUCUCUGAAGAUUCUCCUUUCAUCUUUCUCCCUGGACGAUCUCUUGCAGGUGUACGAGACGGUGGUGGGGAAGCGGGGGAUCCAGCUUUCGGGGGGACAAAAGCAGAGGGUUGCCAUCGCCCGGGCUAUCGUGAAGGAUCCGAGGAUCCUGCUGCUGGACGAGGCCACCAGCGCCCUCGACGCCGAGUCCGAGCGAGUCGUCCAGGACGCGCUUGACCGGGUCAUGGUCAACCGGACGGUCGUCUUCGUCGCCCACCGGCUGUCCACCAUCAAAGGCGCCGACCUCAUCGUCGUCGUCAAGAACGGGGCCGUCGUCGAGAAGGGCCGCCACGAGACCCUCAUCAACAUCGAGGACGGCGCAUACGCCUCCCUGGUGGAGCUCCAAUCUAGGGUUCCUUCCUAG